AGCUUAAACCCCUCCUCCAUCGCCUGAAACCCUAACUGUCACUCCAACUCUAACAACAACACAGAAGAUGGCGAUAUGGUGGCGUGGACUGAGAUCCGCGGCGGAUGCAGCCAAUCUACCGGCGUCUUCAAUCGGUCGAUCGAUUCGGCGUUUACAUCAGUACGAGACGAUUCAGGCGAUACCACGCGAGGCUACGGGGCGAAGAGUAUCGGCUCGAGAUCGGACGAUUGGCCGGAUCCCCGCCGUGGUUUUCACUCAAUCGCUUCUUGAGACUGACGCUUCGAAGCGGGACGGCGUUUCGAGGAAGCAGCUAUUGACUGCUGAUAGGAAGCAGAUCAAGUCUAUCGUUGACUCAGUGGGUCUCCCGUUCUUCUGUUCGACCACGUUCAAGCUUCAGGUCAGAGCGGGCCAAGGUUCUUCGUCGCUGGUUGAGUCGGGUCGUGUACUUCCCUUAGAUUUUCAUAGAGAUGAAGAAAGUGGGAAGAUACUUAAUUUAGUCUUCGUGUGGGCUAAUGAUGGAGAGCAGCUGAAGGUUGAUGUUCCUCUCGUUUUCAAAGGAUUAGAUGAUUGUCCAGGUCUCAAGAAAGGUGGCAAUCUACGGUCAAUGCGAAGCACUCUGAAGCUUCUAGGCCCAGCGGAGCACAUUCCAUCGAAAAUCGAAGUAGACGUGAGCAAACUCGACAUAGAGGACAAAGUCUUGAUGCAAGAAGUUGAAUUCCAUCCAUCGUUGAAGCUGUUGAGCAAGAACGAGACCUUGCCUGUGUGUAAGAUUGUUGCUACAAGUCCGGUCAAAGAACCAGAAGCUGUUCAAGCAUAGAAUAAUAAGUCCCUUGAGAAGGAGGUCAUGAUGUCUAUCUGUUGAACUUGACAAGGAAAGAAGCACCCUUCAAGUCCUCUCUAGUUGCUUUUCUUUUGUUGUUCUUGAACGAAGCAAAUUCAAUUCGAAUUGCUGAUCAGAUAUCUGUUUUGUUUUUUGCGUCUUUUGUGGAAUGGUACUUUAACUAGUAGUGCAAGAGUCCGAACAAUGUGAAUUUGGUCGUUAGCCAUGAAAAUAAGAGCCCAACAACGACUUGGUCCA
This is a messenger RNA of Raphanus sativus (radish), 1078 nucleotides long. RefSeq lists its product as uncharacterized. Lineage: Eukaryota; Viridiplantae; Streptophyta; Magnoliopsida; Brassicales; Brassicaceae. The record is from RefSeq and is a predicted model, not a curated record. Gene Ontology annotation, cellular component: cytosolic large ribosomal subunit; ribosome. Gene Ontology annotation, biological process: translation. The coding region runs from base 68 to 817 and encodes 249 amino acids. The transcript is spliced from 3 exons. Gene Ontology annotation, molecular function: structural constituent of ribosome; 5S rRNA binding.